Botrytis byssoidea is the source of this 1710-nucleotide messenger RNA. RefSeq lists its product as uncharacterized. Gene Ontology annotation, cellular component: intracellular anatomical structure. The record is from RefSeq and is a predicted model, not a curated record. NCBI's taxonomy places the organism in Eukaryota, Fungi, Ascomycota, Leotiomycetes, Helotiales, Sclerotiniaceae. The transcript has a single exon. Gene Ontology annotation, molecular function: protein binding. Bases 1 to 1710 code for a protein of 569 amino acids.
AUGAUGACGUCUGAAUCUCGGCAAGGAGGAGCUAUCCCUUCAACCACUGAAUACUACAACCUCGGGCCAUUCAAGCUAGACAUCAGCACCAAGAGCGAAGAUGCGCAAGUGUGGUUCAACCGCGGCUUGAUAUGGGCCUAUGCAUUCAAUCACGAAGAAGCGGCCAUUUGCUUCGAGCAGGCUAUAGCACACGAUAAUUCUUGUGCAAUGGCUUACUGGGGGUUAGCAUAUGCCCUGGGCCCAAACUACAACAAGCCGUGGAAGACAUUUGAUGAGAGUGAUCUCAAAACAACGGUGCAGCGGACUUAUAAAGCCUCUAAAGAUGCAAAAGCAAAUGCCGCUAGUACGACAACUCUCGAGCAGGCGCUUAUCGACGCUAUCCAAUUUCGCUUUUCGCAUGAUCACCCAGUCAAGGAUUUCUCUGCCCAAAAUCUAGCCUACGCUGACGCUAUGGAAUCAGUCUAUGAACGGCAUCCGGACAGUAUUGACGUAGCAACUCUCUAUGCUGACGCGAUGAUGAACCUGAGCCCAUGGCAACUAUGGGAUCUCCACACUGGGAAUCCGAGCCCGGGCGCUCGCACGUUGAAGAUCAAGAGUGUUCUUGAGCGCGCUUUGGACCAGGAUGGAGCGUAUCGACACCCAGGUCUGUUGCAUAUGUACAUCCACUGCAUUGAGAUGUCUCCGAAUCCAGAACUUGGAUUGAAUGCGGCAGAUCAUUUAUGCGACCUGAUACCCGAUGCUGGUCACCUCAGCCACAUGCCUUCGCACCUAGAUAUCCUCAUCGGUGAUUACCGGCGCGCAAUUGCCUGCAACCAGAAAGCCUCAAUUGCCGAUGAAAAGUUUCUAAGCCGAUCUGGUCCGAACAACUUCUAUACCAUGUACCGACUCCACGAUUACCACUCCUUGAUUUAUGCGGCAAUGUUUGCGGGCAAGUCUAAGAUCGCGCUUGAAGCUGUAGCGAGAAUGGAAGCAUCUUGUCCCGAGGCUUUGCUGCGUGUCCCGUCACCUCCUAUGGCAGAUUGGCUUGAGACUUAUAUGUCGAUUGGUGUUCAUGUCUUGGUUCGCUUUGGGAUGUGGCAAGAUAUUAUCCAGAUGGAGUUACCUACUGAUCGUCAGUUGUACUGUGUCACUACAGCUAUGAUUCAUUACGCAAAGGGUGUGGCAUACGCCGCAACCUCCAACGUGCAGGAGGCGGAGAAAGAGCGGAUUCUAUUCAAAUCUGCUGUUGAGCGAGUUCCAGCCACCCGAUCGGCUUAUCCUAACAACUGUGCUGAUAUCUUGGCUGUGGGUGCUGCUAUGCUGGAUGGAGAAAUCGAAUACCGCCGCAAAAACUAUGAGGAAGCAUUUGCAAGUCUUCGCAAGUCCAUCGAACUCAGUGACACUCUUAUCUACAGUGAGCCAUGGGGUUGGAUGCAGCCACCGCGCCAUGCCUACGCUGCACUAAUGCUGGAGCAAGGACAUGUUGAAGAAGCCGCAAAAGUGUAUAGCGCAGACCUUGGUCUUGACGGGAUCCUGCCUCGUGCUCAUCAACAUCCAAACAAUGUCUGGGCUCUUCAGGGCUAUCACGAGUGUUUGACACGCCUUGGCCGCAAGACAGAGGCGCGCCUCAUAGAGCCACGGUUAAAAAUAGCCCUUGCGGUUGCAGAUAUUCCAGUCAAAUCAUCCUGUUUUUGCAGGCGUGAGACGCCUAGUUUGUCUGGUGGAGCUUAG